CGCUCGGGGGCGCGCAGUCGCGGUCGGGCCGAGUGCGCAUGCUCGCAGGUCGGGAGGCGGGGCGAGGGCUCCCGCACGGGGCUGGGACCUGCGGGGAAGAGCUGGAGCCUCAGUGGUAACUGUUCUCUGGACUGAAUCCUGAAUUUGUCUUGUUGGUCAAAGGAUUAAGAUGAGAAGAGUGGUGAAAUGACAUGCUCAAAAUCCCAUGGCUAGGCUAGGAAGUGAAGAGUUGGGAUUCAAACCCAGAUAUUCCAGGCUCCAGAAACUAUGAGUGGAGGAUCUCAAGUUCAUAUUUUUUGGGGUGCUCCAGUCAGUCCACUGGAAAUGACAGUCUCACAGGAACCAACUUCUGUAGCAUCCACUGCUGAGACCUGGAAAGAAAUUCAGGUUUUGUACAAUCAUCAUUCCUUAUACCUGAAGGAUGACAAAUGCAGGCACAAAAAUCUCGAGGAGUGUCAGGCCCUGGAACCUCUGGGCCUUCCAGAUCUUCCUCAUGGUCAUUUUCCAGCAAACUCUAUGAACAGAUCUGUUCACAUGAAAGAUGACACCACACAUCGUAUUUCUGAAACACAAACUGUGAAGUCCCAGAAGGCUUACCCCUUGGGAAUGAGUGAUAGAACCAUCUCCAGUGAGCAAGUACGUGGAUUUAAGGGAGGAGUUCAGCAUUUUACUGAAGAAGAAAAGUAUCAAAAGCUUUCCAGUGAACUUAAGAAAACCAGAAACGAACAGCAUGAUCAAUCAAACAUGUGUGGUCAGAACAUUCCAAAAAAUCCCUUUCAUUUAGAUCAUAAGUGUGCAGCUAUAUUGGAUGUGGUCUGUGGUGCUGAGCAGACCAACACGCCAGAAGCCAUCAAAAUAAACAGUGCACCAGCAGAGCAUCAUGAAAUGCAGAACCAGUGUCUGGAGUUCUUUCCCUCUAACACAGUAGACAAACCAAGGCCUGAAGGAACAGUAGGGAAGGCGUCAGGUCUUAAUAUAUCCACUGAUACUGAAUUUUUUAGUAUAAUGACCUCCAGCCAGGUUGCUUUUUUAGCUCAAAGGAAAUAUAAAGGGCAGAAGUCUAUAAAUAAAGGGACCAUAAACAUGGAGAUUGAAGCAGAGGCAAGUUAUGGGGAAAUCAGAAUAACUGAGGACAAUUUGAUUCAGUCCAAAGAUGAUUCUGCAGAAGGAAAUGAAGAUGGACAGAACCAAGCCUGUUCCCUUGAACUUUUUAGUCCUGUUUGUCCUGAAACAAAAAGUAGCCACACUCUCUUAAACGCUGAUAAGGAUCUUGAAGAAAAUAAAGGAUCUCAAGAACUUUUCAAUUGUGAUGAUAAAUUUCAACCAAAUGAGAUACUCAUUGAGUCAUGUAACUCAGGAAUACUGUGUUCUCAACUAAAUACCUUCCGCAAAAGUUCUGGUAAGAGAAGUUGGACCUCUGAAGAUAAAUCAGGCCAUCCUCAGGCUCUAUCUGAAGCCCCUCAUGUAGCUAAGAAAAUUAAAUUGUUUUCUAAUGAGAGAGAUCAUACUGUAACAGUGGACCGGAGGAACAUGUCUGGAUUUAAGGGCAUUAAAAAAACCUCGUUAAUAAAAAACUGUGAUUCUGAACGUCAGAAAUACAAUUGCUUAGUCAUGGUGUUAUCUCCAUGUCACAUGAAAGAAAUAAAUAUAAAAUCUGGACCAAAUUCAGGCUCUAAAGUGCCUUUAGCAACAAUUGUGGUAACUGACCAAUCAGAAAUUAAGAAGAAGGUGUUUCUGUGGAGGACUGCAGCAUUCUGGGCACUUACUGUGUUUCUUGGAGAUAUAAUUUUACUCACAGAUGUCACUAUCCGUGAGGAUCAUUGGGUUGGUGAGACAGUCCUGCAAUCAACAUUUACCAGUCAGUUAUUAAAUCUUGGGAGUUAUUCAUCUGUCCAGCCCGAAGAAUAUUCCAGUAUGAUUAGUAAUGUUGUACUUCAAGACUUACUGGCAUAUGUAUCUUCAAAACAUUCCUAUCUUAGAGAUCUUCCUCAGAGGCAUCCUCAGAAAAUGAGCAGUAUAGAAUUUAUAGAAUUGGAGCAGCUUCAGCCAGACAUACUAGUCCAUGCAAUUCUAAGAGUUGUUGAUAUCACUGUACUGACAGAGGCGUUAUACAGUUAUAGAGGACAGAAGCAAAGGAAAGUAAUGUUAACAGUGGAACAGACCCAAGGUCAACAUUAUGUGCUUGUAUUAUGGGGUCCUGGAGCAGCCUGGUACCCUCAACUUCAAAGGAAAAAAGGUUAUAUUUGGGAAUUUAAGUAUCUUUUUGUUCAGCGCAAUUGCAUCCUAGAGAACCUAGAAUUGCAUACAACACCAUGGUCAUCCUGUGAGUGCCUGUUUGAUGAUGAUAGAAGGGCAAUUACAUUUAAAGCAAAAUUUCAAAAAAACACACCCUCCUUUGUGAAGAUGUCAGAUUUAGCAACACACCUAGAUGAAAAGCGUUCAGGAGUGAUUCUAAUCAAAGCCCAGAUUUUAGAGCUAGUAUUUCCCAUUACAGCAGUUCAGAAAAUAGCUCUAAAUGCUCGCAGUUCUCUGAAGAGUAUUUUUUCUUCUCUGCCCAAUAUUAUAUACACUGGCUGCGCAAAAUGUGGAUUGGAACUACAAACAGAUGAGAACAAGAUCUACAAACAAUGUUUUAGCUGCUUGCCAUUUACUAUGAAGAAAAUAUACUAUAGGCCAGCUUUAAUGACCAUAGUUGAUGGAAAAUAUAAGGUCUGCAUCCAUGUAGGAUCAAAGCUGAUAGAGAAGAUUCUUCUCAACAUUUCUCCUGACUGGCUCAACAGAGUAAUAGCCCCUCCCUCUGACGUCACCUACGGAAUGGCCGCCGCGGACCUGCUGCAUGCCUUGCUGGCGGGCAGCGGGGCGCCUUGUGUCCUGAAGGUGCAGAGCGUCUUCGUGUUAGAUGAAAACAGUUACCCACUGCAGCAGGACUUCUCCCUCCUGGAUUUUUAUCUCGACGACUUGAAGCGCGCAUCCCAGGCCCUUCUCUGAGACCAGAGGAAGAAAAUGCAGGCACUUCAAAGAAAAGCACUGAGAUGGUUUGUCUUUAGAAAUGAACGACAGGGCUUUUGCUCGGGGUUUUAAAAUAAGUAUAUUUUAUAAAGAGAACUGUGCUAAAUACAUUAAUUAAAUUUUUUUUUCCCUAAGAAAA
Messenger RNA from Bubalus bubalis (water buffalo), 3148 nucleotides. RefSeq names its product shieldin complex subunit 2 (gene SHLD2). Gene Ontology annotation, biological process: regulation of double-strand break repair via homologous recombination. The transcript is spliced from 11 exons. NCBI's taxonomy places the organism in Eukaryota, Metazoa, Chordata, Mammalia, Artiodactyla, Bovidae. Gene Ontology annotation, cellular component: site of double-strand break; nucleus. Bases 268 to 2988 code for a protein of 906 amino acids. The record is from RefSeq and is a predicted model, not a curated record.